AUGUUUAUGCUGGUCAAUGUCUUGGCUGCCUACAACUUUGUCAUGGCCAUAAUGGUUGGACCUGGCUUCCUCCCCAAGCAGUGGAGACCACAGCACAGCAGAGACUCUAAAUAUUUGCAAUACUGCCGGAAGUGCGAUGGCUUUAAGGCACCUCGAUCGCAUCAUUGUCGUCGUUGCAAUCGCUGCGUCAAGAAGAUGGAUCAUCAUUGUCCCUGGAUUAAUCAUUGCGUCGGUUGGUCGAAUCAAGCUUAUUUCGUUUACUUUGUGUUCUUCUAUAUGCUGAGCAAUUUGCAUGCUGCUGUGGUUCUGGCUCUAAGUGGAUCGAGCUACUUUAUAGAACACAGCAUCAGAAGACGACGCUUCGGCAAUAUCUUUGGCUUGUCAAUGUGCUUGAUUUGCUUUAGUCUUGCCUUGGGAAUGGUGCUUUGUAUGAUCAAAUUGCUUUGCAUGCAAUUGCGUAUUGUUUUUAAAAAUAUGACGAGCAUUGAACAAUGGAUUGUGGAGAAGGCGAACAAUCGACGCUGCUGCAAGCAGCACAAGCUGGAGCCGUUUGUUUAUCCCUAUAACUUGGGUUGGUAUUUCAAUCUCGGGCAGGUGUUCAACAUUGAGGCACAGACACGUAGCCGGGGCAUCGAGUGGCCAGUGCGCAAAGGUUGUGAUCAGUACACUUUGACAAAGGAGCAGAUCGCACAGAAGAAAGAGAAGCUCGAACGUUCGAGGAUUUACAGAUGCAUCAGGCGAUCGACGGGAUAUUGGUUUCCCAUUUUCUCGCAGGGUUUGAUGGCCACUGUCUGUGUACCCUGCGCUGAUGAUCCGCGCAUCUGUGUGGAGCUCAAUGAUCUGAUCAGAGUGACACGAAUUCAAGAUUAUUGGCUGUUUGGUGAGCUGGUGCGUUGCGAACGUGGAGAGCCGCAUAAUAUGCACCGGAGAUGCAUUAGAGGUUGGUUCCCGAGUCGUUGUGCCAUUGAUGUUACAGAGCAGAUGGAUGCCAAAGAGUUGACAGAAUUAAAGAACAGCCCAAGCAAGAUAAAACAGAAAUUAAAUCAGGAUUAG
Messenger RNA from Drosophila sulfurigaster albostrigata, 1053 nucleotides. RefSeq names its product palmitoyltransferase ZDHHC6. Bases 1 to 1053 code for a protein of 350 amino acids. Lineage: Eukaryota; Metazoa; Arthropoda; Insecta; Diptera; Drosophilidae. Gene Ontology annotation, cellular component: Golgi apparatus. The transcript has a single exon. Gene Ontology annotation, molecular function: palmitoyltransferase activity. The record is from RefSeq and is a predicted model, not a curated record. Gene Ontology annotation, biological process: protein palmitoylation.